Molecule: messenger RNA, 744 nt
Organism: Scutellospora calospora
Lineage: Eukaryota; Fungi; Glomeromycota; Glomeromycetes; Diversisporales; Gigasporaceae
Source: the annotation of a GenBank genome assembly
AUGAAUCCUGUACUUGUAGAAGUAUCAAAUCAAGUUGCAACAAUAACUUUAAAUAGGCCAGAACGAGGUAAUGCUCUUACUUCAGAAAUGGUAACAGAGUUCCUUAAUAUCUUUACCAAAGUUGAAAAUGAUCCUUCAGUUCAUAUUAUAAUAAUAACAGGAGCAGGAAAAUAUUUUUGUACAGGAUUAGAUUUACAAUUAGGUAGUAUAAUAAACGAAGAAGUUUCAAAUAAAUUUGAAAGAGGAUAUCAAUUUUAUAAAAUAAUUAAAGAUUGUCAUAAACCAAUAAUCGCCAAGAUAAAUGGACCAGCUUUAGGUGGAGGAUUAGGAUUAAUAUUUACUACAGAUAUAAGAAUAACGGUAAAAGAAGCAUAUUUUUCAUUUCCAGAAGUAAAAAGAGGCAUGGUACCAGCUAUAAUUUCACGAUAUGUAGUACCAGAGAUUGGAAUAUUUAAGGCAAAACAAUAUAUGUUAACGGGGGAAAAGAUAUCAGCAGAACAAGGAGUUACAGAUAAAUUCAUUACAUGCGUUGAGAAAGACCAUGAAGAAUUGAAUAAUAAAGUUAAUUCAUAUAUAAAACUACUUUUAUCUAAUAAACCAGCAGCAAUUAGUACAAUUAAAGAAUUAGUAAAUUUAAUGGGAUCGACGGAAAAUGAAGAAUUAAAGAAAGAUUAUAUUCGAAAAGUAUUUAUUAAGUUCAUUAAGCAGAUAUAUUCAGAAAAACAAAGCCGGACCAAGUUGUAA